AUGGCGGCGCCAGCGGCAAAUCAGAGGACCAUGGUGGAUGUCACCGAGACUUCGCCGCUGUUCCCAGGCAGCCUGGCUAUACCGAGUAAUAGGUGGGUGGUGCGGAGCUAUGGUGCCAUACAGAGCCGGGACAUCGUCUGCGUCGCUAGUCGCCUCGAAGCUCUCACGCCACCGCCGAGCCCAAGCUCAGAGAGCUCGAGCGGAGCACGAUUACCAGGGACGGUAGAGAUGGAGCGAGACACUUCUGCGCCAGCUCAGCAAGAACUCGACCUCGAGGCCGGACGCGCUCGGCAGGACGAUGAGAAGAGCGAGGAGAUGGACGCACAGUCUGCGGGCCGAGAAGAUAGCGACACGGCUCAUCCUGGCGCAGGAAGAACCUACAACCUCUGCAAGCUGGCACUGUUCGUCCUUCUCGUGGCUUUCUACACCUUCAUGCUUGUGAUGGCUUUGCGUGAGCGCUACGGCUUUGUGUGA
Molecule: messenger RNA, 474 nt
Organism: Recurvomyces mirabilis
Lineage: Eukaryota; Fungi; Ascomycota; Dothideomycetes; Mycosphaerellales; Teratosphaeriaceae
Exons: 1
Coding region: 1-474 (157 amino acids)
Source: RefSeq, a predicted model, not a curated record